This is a messenger RNA of Anopheles gambiae (African malaria mosquito), 2043 nucleotides long. RefSeq names its product tRNA (cytosine(38)-C(5))-methyltransferase (gene Mt2). The record is from RefSeq and is a predicted model, not a curated record. The transcript has 2 exons. Gene Ontology annotation, molecular function: methyltransferase activity. NCBI's taxonomy places the organism in Eukaryota, Metazoa, Arthropoda, Insecta, Diptera, Culicidae. Bases 588 to 2015 code for a protein of 475 amino acids.
GCUGUCGGUUAUGUGAUGCUAUUUUUGCUUCUUUUGCUUCCCCGAUCUUUAACGAUCGGAUGAUUUGAUUUACUGGAAUUUCUACUGUUUUAGUUAUCAUUUUAAAAAGAUUUCGACACUCAUGUGUCAUGGGCUCUUUUAACGCGAGACAUUUCAAUUGCUGAGUGUAAAUUACAUUAAAAAAACAUCACCUUUUACUACUACCUAUUGUUUAUUGUAAUUCAUCUCAACCGCUACUACAUUAUUCAGCUUCUUCCGAUUUCGUCGCAGACUCGCCCGCGGCUGCUGUAUUCCUUUGCGCAAGGUACAGCUCCAGCAGCUUCUCCGUCGCGCUCUGUUCUUCCAGCUUAAGCUCCGACAGCUCUUUGCACGGGAAGUCGGUCACGUUUGCCGACGGAUGGCGAUGGGUGAACGGCGUCCAGGCACCCUGCACACUCGGCACGUCCGUGUGCCAGUGUUUACGUAAGCGCAUCUCCUCGGCCCGCCCGUUCGACUGUUUCAGCACCUGGAUCCAUUUCGAGAUCUCUUCCCGGCUGUUGUUGCGGCAGUUGAUCCACGUGCGCUCGCCGUUCAGGAACUCAGCCGACAUGACGGCGGUCCGGUGCCGGCGGGGCUUCACGUACACCACGACGCCCGGAUUGGCACGGCUGAAGUCGACCAGCUCUUGCUCGAGGAACUCGCGCAUCCCUUUGCUGGAGCCGCUGGUUUUGCAGUACUUCAGGGUGAUGCGCUGCAGCUGGCAAACGUACCGGCCGAUGCCAUUCUGCAGCGGGGCACGCGGAAAGCCCGAUUUAAGAAACAGAUGCGAGUUGGACAUUCUUUUGCAGCGAGAUAAAAGUAGCACACGACCGGCACCGAGCAACCACACCGCGCUAGGGAACGAAAACAAACCGUGCCGAUUAGAACUGUCAAACUUGCUGUCAGCUGAUUUGACAGCUGGGCGUAGGAUUGUUUACAGCAGGCGGAAAACAAUUCAAUUUCCACGCCGCAACACGAUGGAGAGCACGAAAUCUGAACCGCACAGAGUGUUGGAACUUUUCAGUGGUAUUGGCGGAAUGCGAAUGGCAUUGGAGCAAGCUGGGAAAGAGUUUGAAAUCGUCUCCGCCAUCGACGUGAAUCCCAUCGCAAACGAAGUUUACAAGCACAAUUUCGGCGCAAAAACGGUCCGCAAUGGAAAUAUACUGAGCCUAACGGCGGAGAAAGUAACCAAACUAAAGGUCGAUACGAUCCUGAUGUCGCCGCCCUGUCAGCCCUUCACGAGGAACGGAAAGUUUAACGAUAUCAACGAUCGAAGGAGCGACCCAUUUCUGCACAUUUGCGAGCUGCUGGAUAAGAUGCCGCUGGUAAAGUUCAUACUGAUGGAAAACGUGAAAGGGUUUGAAAAUUCACAAGCCUGUGAGAUGUACAAAGCGCGCCUGCGGGAGGCAGGUUUUCACUAUCAGCAGUACAUACUAUCGCCGCACCAGUUUGGCGUGCCCAACACUCGCCACCGGUACUACUGUAUCGCAAAACGCCAUGGAGCGGAUUUUAAAUGGAAGAGUGAAGAAAUUAUUACCACACCGCAAACAGGCUACGGUGCAAAGCAAACGUUGGUUGGAACGAUUGUGGACACGCAGCAAGACGCAUUGGAAUCGUAUGGGUUGAAAAGUGCUACAUUACUAAAGCAUCUUCCACUGAUGGAUGUAUGCACGCCGGAAUCCACCAACUCGAUGUGCUUUACGAAAGCGUACACGCAUUACGCGGAAGGUACGGGUUCGGUGUACUGUCCUCUUUCUAGGCAGGAGUUCGACAAGACCUAUGCCCUUGCGAUGGGUGCCGAGGAGGACGAGGAUCGAAAGCUUGCUUUGCUGCGGGAACUGCGCGUGCGAUACUUUACCCCGAAAGAAGUGGCGCGAUUGAUGAGCUUUCCAGAGCAUUUUAGCUUCCCAGAGACGGUCACGAACAAGCAACGUUAUCGUGUGCUGGGUAAUAGCAUAAACGUGUUUGUCGUCAGUGUGCUACUACACGAGCUGUAAAUAAAUACGUUGAAUUUGGUGCACAAAA